AUGGCCGUUUAUGAGAUUCUUCAUUCCAUGAAAAAUAAAAAUUUUGAUAAAAAAGGGUCGUUUGCUCUUAAGUUGGAUAUAAGUAAGGCAUAUGACCGUGUUGAAUGGCGGUUCAUUAAGGAGAUGUUAUUGAAAAUGGGUUUUUCGAUCAAUUGGAUGGAAUGGAUUAUGCGGUUCAUCACGCCAGUUACUUACUCGGUUGUGGUUAAUAAUAGGGUGGGGGAUAAGUUUACGCCAUCUCAGAGUCUUAGGAAGGAAGAUCCUUUGAGUCUGUAUCCUUUCUUAGUUUGUGGUGAGAGUCUUUCAGCUUUGCUUAGGUUAGCAAAAAGUAGUGGUACGAUAAAGGGAACAAGGGUGGUAAAAGGGACCUCAAGGGUUACUCAUUUAUUGUUCACGGAUGACAGCCUUAUUUCUGGGAAUGUCACGGCAAUAGGAGCAUCGAAUGUCUUGAAAGUGCUUCAAUCAUAUGCCAAGUGUUCAUGUCAGUUGGUCAAUUUUGAAAAAUCUAGAGUUUUCUUUUGUUCUAAUGUUGCCAUGGGGAAUAGGUUAGAUGUAGAGAGAAUUUUGGGGGUUCAUCAUGUUGAUAAUUGGGAGAAAUACUUAGGUUUACCAUGUAUGGUUGGUCAGAAGAAGAAGUGGGCCUUUGUUAGCUUAAGGGAUAAGAUUCAAAGUCGGAUAUCUUUUUAG
This is a messenger RNA of Gossypium raimondii (Peruvian cotton), 687 nucleotides long. RefSeq lists its product as uncharacterized. NCBI's taxonomy places the organism in Eukaryota, Viridiplantae, Streptophyta, Magnoliopsida, Malvales, Malvaceae. Bases 1 to 687 code for a protein of 228 amino acids. The transcript has a single exon. The record is from RefSeq and is a predicted model, not a curated record.